AUGAGUGCAAAGAAGCGGAAGUAUCUUGACGAAUAUAUUCGAUUUGGAUUCGUGUCUCUCCAAAAAGGUGACACAGAGGGCCCCCAGUGUGUGAUAUGUUACAAAACUCUGAGCAAUGAUGGAAUGCGGCCCUCACGCUUGGAACGCCACUUGAGGACAACACAUCCUGCUCUAGCUGAUAAGCCCAAAGCAUUCUUUGAAACAAAAAGACACUCCUUGAGGCAAGUUAAGUUGGACGGCAGUUGGGCAUUUCGGCAACAAACUUCAAAGGUUGUUGAGGCUUCCUAUGAGAUCGCCAUGUUGAUUGCAAAGAGCAAAAAGAAGAGCCAUAACAUCGGAGAGUUUCUCAUAAAACCAAGCAUACUCCGUGCAGCAGAACUCGUUCUGGGGAAAGAUAGUGCAAACAAGCUUUCCCAAAUUUCACUUUCAAAUGAUACAGUCAAGGGAAGGAUCGAUGAAUUGUCUCAAGACAUCAAAGAUCAAAUUCUCGACCAAGUAAGAGAUUCUCCUGUUUUUGCUCUCCAGUGUGACGAAACGACUGAUAUCGCUGAGUGUUCUCAGCUACUGAU
Molecule: messenger RNA, 569 nt
Organism: Homarus americanus (American lobster)
Lineage: Eukaryota; Metazoa; Arthropoda; Malacostraca; Decapoda; Nephropidae
Product: protein ZBED8-like
Exons: 1
Source: RefSeq, a predicted model, not a curated record